GGGCGGCAGCGGCGGGCGCAGGCGGCGGCGCGGCCCGGCCCGCUCAAGAUGGCGGUGCGGAAGAAGGACGGCGGCCCCAACGUCAAGUACUACGAGGCCUCGGACACCGUCAGCCAGUUCGACAACGUGCGGCUGUGGCUGGGCAAGAACUACAAGAAGUACAUCCAGGCCGAGCCCCCCACCAACAAGUCGCUGUCGAGCCUGGUGGUGCAGCUGCUGCAGUUCCAGGAGGAGGUGUUCGGGAAGCACGUCAGCAACGCGCCCCUCACCAAGCUGCCGAUCAAAUGCUUCCUGGAUUUCAAGGCGGGGGGAGCCCUGUGCCACAUCCUGGCAGCCGCCUAUAAAUUCAAGAGCGACCAAGGAUGGCGGCGUUUCGAUUUCCAGAAUCCCUCGCGCAUGGACCGCAACGUGGAGAUGUUCAUGACCAUCGAGAAAUCCCUGGUGCAGAACAACUGCCUGGCUCGGCCCAACAUCUUCCUGCACCAGGAGAUCGAGCCCAAACUGCUGGGGAAGCUCAAGGACAUCGUCAAGAGGCACCAGGGCACCGUGACUGAGGACAAGAGCAACGCAUCGCACAUCGUCUGCCCCGUGCCCGGGAACCUGGAGGAGGAGGAGUGGGUCCGGCCCGUCAUGAAGCGCGACAAGCAGGUGCUGCUGCACUGGGGGUACUACCCCGACAGCUACGACACCUGGAUCCCGGCCAGCGAGAUCGAGGCGUCCGUGGAGGAUCCCCCGACACCGGAGAAGCCCCGGAAGGUCCACGCCAAGUGGAUCCUGGACACGGACACCUUCAACGAGUGGAUGAACGAGGAGGAUUACGAGGUGACGGACGAGAAGAGCCCCGUCACCCGCAGGAAGAAGAUCUCGGCCAAGACGCUGACAGACGAGGUGAACAGCCCCGACUCGGACCGGCGGGACAAGAAGGGGGGCAACUACAAGAAGAGGAAGCGCUCGCCCUCGCCCUCGCCCACCCCCGAGGCCAAGAAGAAGAACGCGAAGAAGGGACCCUCUACCCCCUAUAACAAAUCCAAGCGUGGGCACCGCGAGGAGGAGCAGGAGGACCUGACCAAGGACAUGGACGAGCCCUCACCCGUCCCCAACGUGGAGGAGGUCACUCUGCCCAAAACAGUCAACACCAAGAAGGACUCGGAGUCGGCGCCCGUCAAGGGGGGCACCAUGACAGACCUGGAUGAGCAGGAAGAUGAGAGCAUGGAGACAGCUGGCAAGGACGAGGAGGAGAACGGCACCGGCAGCAAAGGGGAGCAGGCCAAGAACCCCGACCUGCACGAGGACAACGUGACAGAGCAGACCCACCACAUCAUCAUCCCCAGCUACGCCGCCUGGUUCGACUACAACAGCGUCCACGCCAUCGAGCGCCGCGCCCUGCCCGAGUUCUUCAACGGCAAAAACAAAUCCAAGACCCCCGAAAUCUACCUGGCCUACCGGAACUUCAUGAUCGACACGUACCGGCUGAACCCGCAGGAGUACCUGACCUCCACGGCCUGCCGGCGCAACCUGGCCGGGGACGUCUGUGCCAUCAUGCGGGUCCACGCCUUCCUGGAGCAGUGGGGCCUCAUCAAUUACCAGGUGGACGCCGAGAGCCGGCCCACCCCCAUGGGCCCCCCGCCCACCUCUCACUUCCACGUGCUGGCCGACACCCCCUCGGGGCUGGUGCCCCUGCAGCCCAAAACGCCCCAGGGCCGGCAGAGCGACGGCGACGCCAAGACGGGCCGCAAGAGCAAAGAGAUGGAGGAGCUGGGCAGCGAGACGGUGAAGGGCAAGCCGGAGCUGCAGCAGCCCAGCUCGGCCUCGCAGCAGAUGCUGAACUUCCCGGACAAGGGCAAGGAGAAGCCGGCCGACAUGCAGAACUUCGGUCUCCGCACCGACAUGUACACCAAGAAGAACGUCCCCUCCAAGAGCAAAGCCGCCGCCAGCGCCACGCGGGAGUGGACGGAGCAGGAGACGCUGCUGCUGCUGGAGGUGCCUGGGGACCGGGGGGACGUGGGACAGCAG
Lonchura striata (white-rumped munia) is the source of this 2013-nucleotide messenger RNA. The record is from RefSeq and is a predicted model, not a curated record. NCBI's taxonomy places the organism in Eukaryota, Metazoa, Chordata, Aves, Passeriformes, Estrildidae.